AGUUAGUCUUCUGUAUGACAGAUUCAGUAUGUCGAGUGAUUCAAAUUUUUUUUUAAUAUCAUUGUUGCAUGUGCAUGCAUUUUUAUUCUUAUUCGCAGGAAGUGUACAAUCAUCAUGUUCAUCUUGUGAUCUAAUGAUACAAUAAAUCAUCCAAAUAUACUUGAGUAUACUCUGCCUGUAACAAGUGGAUUUCAACAAAUUACAAAGUUACAGACUCAAACAUGGAUCCUGAGGAGGAAUCCCUGCAAAUGCACCUUUUGCACAGUUAUACUACAAAUUCUGCAAAAUCCCAAGCCAUAUACAAGCUGCUUUUAGAUUAUCUACGAACCAAGAAUUUCAGACACUUCAAGUGUCUCGUCGAGCAGAAUUUAAGAAAACAACCAUCCAUUAUUAAUAUAAACUAUGCUUAUCCAAAUCGAUCGAAUGAAACCUGCUUAGAUAUUGCCUGCAAGAAUGGUCUUCCGGAAUUCGUGAAAUUUCUGUUGGAAAAAGGGGCGAAGAUAAAUAGAGUGAACGAAAUCCAUAAUCGUGGACCGAUCCACUUUGCCACCGAAAAUGGCCAUACGGAUGUCCUUAGUAUAUUGUUGGAUGAAUCUACAAUAAAUCCAAAUCUGGAGGCUGGACAGCAAACGGCUCUGCACAUGGCGGUGAAGAAGAAUGACUUGAAUUGUGCGUUGCUACUUUUGGAAAAAGGCGCCAGUCCUAACAUUCCCAAUAACAAAGGUUUAACCGCAUUGCAUAUGGCUGGCAUGAAGGGUCAAAAAGACAUGGUGAAUCUAAUUCUGGAAAAAACUAGACACGCUCUUAAUUUGGAUAUUUACAAGGACUAUAACAAUCAAACGACUAGACAAGUGUUGGAGAAGAAGCUACCAAAUCUCCAAUUACCUCUUGUCGAAAAACGGGGCGUAAAUAUUCAUGACUUGAAGUACUAUUUAAACGCUAAUGACGAGAUCAAUUUUCUAAGAUGCUUGGAGAUGAUUCAAGACGACGUGGUGAAUGAUGAAGCGGAGGAUCUGAUUGAAAUGGCCGUGCAAAAGGACUUGAAGGAUGCGGUUGUUACAUUGCUGAAAAGAACAAGAGGAAUUGGAUGUAAUUUGGAAAAAGCUGCGAGUUUAGCAGUUCAACAAGGCUCACCAGAUAUCCUUCGUGAAUUAUUGGAGACUGAUGUUGAUGUUAACAAUUUGUUGUUGGAUGCUUGCUUAGAGCUUGGUAUACCGACUAAAGAAGGAUCGGGAUACAUGGAUAAUCGUUUAGAAUGUUUAAAUCUGAUCCUAGAAAGAGAAAAUGUGGAUGUUCGAUGCACAGAUAGCAAAGGAAAUACUCCACUUCAUUAUGCAGCCAGAGCUGAUUGUCGUGAGGCAGUGACACUGUUACUCGAGAAAGGAAGCUACAUUGGUCACAUGAAUAAUUUUGGUGUUCCACCAGUUGCCGAUAUUUCCGUAUCCACUCUAUCUCAAUACUUCGACAGCUGCAUACAAGCUAAGAAAGAACGAACAAACGAAUAUACAAUUGAAUUUGACUACAAAUGUUUAAUGCCUCACGAUAACUACAACGUCGCGAAAAAUACAAUUAAUCAACGGGAAAUGGACGUUUUUCGAUACAUUGCUAGUAACAGUGGCUUGAAACAUAUAUUGAAGCAUCCUCUGUUGUCUUCUUUUUUAUACCUAAAAUGACAUCGGAUAAGAUACAUCCUGUAUCUAAACUUCGCCUUUUACAUUUUGUUUUAUCUUCUAUUGAAUACGUACAUUCUGCAGAUCACUUACGUCGCGACAGAUUCGCAAAUAUCCGCGAAUUCGAGCGAAUCAGUCGAUAAAGAUAUGAAAGAAUCAACUUCCAUCUACGUUCUGCGAGUACUCACUGGUAUCACGACAGCGUUGCUUGCAUUCAGAGAGAUCCUUCAACUACUUUCAUCGCCGUGUCAUUACGUGUCCAGUUUAGAAAACUGGAUCGAAAUUGCGUUGAUAGUGCUAGGAUUCGUUAUGUUAAAUAAUGCAUCUACACAGGCUGCAGCUAUUACGAUAUUAUUAUCUGCCUGGGAGAUGGUGAUUUUAAUUGGCAAGCAUCCUCGAAUGUCCACUGGUAUUGAAAUGUUCAAAACAGUGUCUUUCAAUUUCGUGCGUUUUCUGCUGCUUUAUGCAUUUCUCAUCCUAGCCUUCGCAUUUGCUUUCUUCACACUCUUCAAGGAUGGAUCCGAUAGUAACUUUCCAGAUCCUGGACAUUCCCUGUUCAAAACGAUCAUCAUGCUCACUGGAGAAUUCGACGCUAAUGACAUUCCUUUCGUGUCGCAUCCGAUUCUCAGCCAUCUUGUCUUCAUUCUGUUUGUCUUCCUCAUCGCUAUAGUUUUGUUCAAUUUGCUAAACGGUUUGGCAGUCAGCGACACAGCAGAGAUUCUCGGAAAGGCGGAAUUAAUUGGACUAAUUUCUAGGAUACAAGUUCUUGCUUAUAUCGAAAAUCUGGCUGUUCAAGUACCUUUCAUAUACAGGACACAAUGUUCGAUUUGUUGCAGCUAUUUGCAUAGCUGGAGGUACAAUCCUUUAGCGUUUCUCGUUCAAAAAGUUCUUCUCUUCCCCAGUUACUUGAUUAAUGGUAAAUUGAGUGUAAAACCGUACGAUAUCUUGGAAGCAUAUGGAAACAAAUUGUAUCACAACGUCAAGUCCGACAAAGGCUCUAGAGAUAAAGUGUUUUCUAAUUUCAAAAUGGAUCCAUAUAUCACGAAACAGGCUAAAAAUAUUCUAACAGAAAGAGGUCGAGAAUCAGACAAUGAAAAAAUGUUCAGCAAAUUAGAGAAGUUGGAAAAAAGACUUGCGACAAUGGAAAUUAUUUUGGAUUCCAUCAAACAGAAGAUUGAGAAUAAUAAUUUUAAUCUUGAGGAAGCUGAUGGAAAUUAAAAUAUUUAUUCUUCCAGAUUUGUUAACUGUAACAACGAUUGAACAUGUUAAUUUUUUAGCUGUAACCAUAUUGAAAGAACUGUAUUUUUAUAUCUAUGUUACCA
Molecule: messenger RNA, 2992 nt
Organism: Frieseomelitta varia
Lineage: Eukaryota; Metazoa; Arthropoda; Insecta; Hymenoptera; Apidae
Gene: pain
Product: transient receptor potential cation channel protein painless
Exons: 3
Biological process (GO): monoatomic ion transport; transmembrane transport
Cellular component (GO): membrane
Molecular function (GO): monoatomic ion channel activity; protein binding
Source: RefSeq, a predicted model, not a curated record